This is a messenger RNA of Closterium sp. Yama58-4, 489 nucleotides long. NCBI's taxonomy places the organism in Eukaryota, Viridiplantae, Streptophyta, Zygnematophyceae, Desmidiales, Closteriaceae. The record is from the annotation of a GenBank genome assembly.
AUGAGCGCGAGUGAGCGUCACGAGGCGGCUGUUCGGCUCGCCCAUCACCAUGGGCUCCCUCCCCUUUCCCCCCCUCAGGCCGUCAAUGGGCGCACUAUGCUGAGCCGAGUGAGCGUGGCGGCCCAUCCCGGGCAGCUGCUCGCACUGGCUGGGCCCUCGGGCAGCGGAAAAACGUCUCUGGUGGACGCCAUUGGCUGCCGCAUCCACCCCGGCAUUCUGUCGGGCUGCAUCCUGGUGAAUGGCCGUCCCAUGCCGCCCAGCUUCUGCAAACACUCCGCCCAGCCCCGCCCGCCUGCUCCCCCGACUGCUCCCCCGCCUGCUCCCCCGCCUGCUCCCCCGCCUGCUCUCCCGCCUGCGCACGGGGCAGGGGGCGAUGGGCGUGAUGAUGGGGUGGCUGCAGAGCCGCUUCGCUAUGCUCCCUUCGACAACUCCCUUCGACAGCUUUCUACUACAGCUCCCUUCACGCCCUGCCGCUCUUCUACCUCGUGA